GGCAGCCACAUGCAGGGAGCUUCACCUCCUGCCUCUUGUCAGGCCUCGGGCAGCAGCUCCCAGCUCAGCAGCAGUGGAAUGGAAAAUCCUGCUUCUCCCUACAGACCUCCUCUGCUUGGUAUGGAUUUAUAAACACGUGCCUGAAGUCUUUGGUGGUUGAAAAGUACGGUGAAGAGACAUGGGAAAAAUUAAGGCUGCAGGCUGGAGUCCAGGAUUCUUUCUUAACUUUUGAGGUUUACAAAGAUGAGAUCACAAUGCAGCUUGUCGACAAAGCCUGCAAAGUGUUAGGUGUUCCUGCUGACAUUGUUCUGAGGGAGUUUGGAAAGUAUUUCUUUGAAUUCUGUAAGCGCUCAGGCUAUGACCACAUGCUGAGGACACUGGGUGGAAAUCUCUACGAGUUCAUAGAGAACCUGGAUGCCUUGCACAGCUACCUGUCCCUUUCUUACCAGGAGAUGAAUGCACCAUCUUUUAGAGUAGAAAAGAAUGAAGAUGGGUCAAUGCAUUUACAUUACUAUUCAGACAGAAGAGGUCUGUGCCAUAUUGUGCCAGGAAUCAUCGGUGCAGCAGCCCUGGAUUUUUUUAACAUUGAGAUUUCAAUGAAAAUAGUCAAUCAAACAGAAGAAGAAGAGGAAAGAACUGGGAAAAAAGAACAUAUUGUUUUUCUUGUCACUCAAAACCCUCUCUUUCCAUCCAAGGAAAGAAAUGAAUUUUCUUCCUCAUCUCAAUGUCUUGUUGACUCUGAAAAACAAAUUGAGAACCAACUGAAUAAAGAGGACCUUGAAAAAGCCAAGAAUGCAACUGGAGACAGAGGGAACUCUGUUUGUCCUGUUAAGAAGAGUCACUGGAGAACAUUAAGAGGAAUAAUCACAUUAGGAAAAGGUAAGCUCCUGAGAGGAUUUGAUCCUGUUUAUCCCAAGAGCCUCUGGAUUGAUACAAAAACGUUUUGCAAUGGACUUCCUUUUCAUAUGGUUUUUGACAAAGAGCUCAAAGUGAAGCAAGCUGGGGUGAGCAUUCAAAAGAUUGUACCUGGCCUUCAGACCAUGGGCAUCUGCUUGGAUCAGUACUUCAGGAUUGUUCACCCAGAAGUACCCUUCACCAUCUCCAGCAUUCAGAAAUUCAUCAACAGCCAAUUUGUUUUCCAGACUAGGAGAGAGAUGAUGCCUGAGUCAUGGAAAGAACGGCCAAUGCUAGAGCUAAGAGGCCAGAUGAUGUGGAUGGAGUCCCUGCAGUGCAUGCUCUACCUCUGCUCACCUUUGCUUCGCACUUUGCAUGAGCUGGAGGAGCGGCAGAUGCACAUUGCAGACAUCGCCCCUCACGACGUGACCAGGGACUUGAUUCUCCUCAAUCAGCAGCGAUUGGCAGAGAUGGAGCUCUCAAACCAGCUGGAGAGGAAGAAGGAGGAGCUGCGGAUCCUGUCGAAGCACCUGGAGGAAGAGAAGAAGAAGACUGAAGCUCUGCUCUAUGCCAUGCUUCCCCAGCACGUGGCCAACCAGCUGAAAGAGGGGAAGCGAGUUGAGGCAGGAGAGUUCAAGGAGUGCACUAUAUUGUUCAGUGAUGUGGUGACCUUUACCAACAUUUGUGCCCAGUGUGAGCCUAUUCAGAUAGUUCUCAUGUUAAAUUCAAUGUACCUGAGGUUUGACAGACUGACCACAGUGCAUGAUGUGUACAAGGUGGAGACGAUUGGAGAUGCCUACAUGGUGGUAGGUGGGGUCCCUGUGCCCGUACCCACUCACGCAGAGCGAGUUGCUAAUUUCGCCUUGGGCAUGAUAAUGGCUGCCAAAGGAGUACAGAACCCAGUUUCUGGGAAUCCUAUCCAAAUUCGAGUUGGGAUCCACACAGGUCCUGUCCUGGCGGGAGUUGUUGGAGAAAAGAUGCCUCGUUACUGCUUGUUUGGAGACACGGUGAAUAUCGCCUCCCGUAUGGAGAGCCAUGGCGUGCCCAGCAAAAUUCACCUGAGCUCCAGUGCCUAUCAGUGCCUAAAAUACAAGAAUUUUGAGAUUACUGAAAGAGGAGAGAUAGAAGUAAAAGGAAAAGGGAAAAUGCGCACAUACUUCCUCAUUAGAAAUAAAUCUGCAACUGAGAAUGAGAUUAUGGGAAAGCCAAUGAAAGAUUUGGAUUCUGGCCAUGAAUCUGUUCAGUCCUUUCCAGAAGGCAAGACUGAAACUAUACCAAGUUCUCAUCAACCAGCUACUCAGACUCAGCAAAAGAAGGACCAGACCCCAGCUAUUGCAAUGAAGUAUGUUGAUGGCCCCCCAGAUGCACAAAACAGCCUGAAAAGAAGAAAUCAGACGAAAGUUGGAGAUUUAACAGGCAAAACUUGUGAUUCCAAAAGCGAUGGGAGUCUCCAUGGCAACCAGCAUGCAGAUGAUGGUCCUCAUCCUCCAAACCAGGGAAGAGUCAAACCUGCUGCUGAAGAGCCACAGAAUAGAAAUGUUCGCUCUAAUUUUUGCACUUUACUCUAG
Cyanistes caeruleus (blue tit) is the source of this 2462-nucleotide messenger RNA. The record is from RefSeq and is a predicted model, not a curated record. NCBI's taxonomy places the organism in Eukaryota, Metazoa, Chordata, Aves, Passeriformes, Paridae.